UCCAAAACCUUCCAUUACUCCAUUACCCAACCCCACAUCACACACAACCACACAACUUCAACAUCUUAAUCCUAUUCUUGUUGAUUUUAAAGAAUCCAUCAACUAGCUUAUCCACUUAUUGUUCUUCAUUUUUCGUGACAUGGGUGACAAUAAUAAUGUCAAUCUUCCACCUGGUUUUCGAUUCUGCCCGACUGAUGAAGAACUCGUCGUUCACUUUCUUCAACGCAAGGCCUCUCUCUUACCAUACCACCCCGAUAUCAUCCCUGAUCUUGAUCUCUAUCCUUAUGAUCCUUGGGACUUGGAUGGAAAAGCUAUGGCUGAAGGAAAAAGGUGGUAUUAUUACAGCAGGAGGACACAAAAUCGAAUAACGACUAGCGGCUAUUGGAAAUCAUGGGCAUGUGAUGAACAAAUUAUAAGUUCAAGUAGUAGCAAACGAGUUGGUGUGAAGAAAUAUUAUGUGUUUCAUGUCGGUGAAGCUCCUGAAGGUGUUAAAACUAAUUGGAUAAUGGAGGAAUUUAAACUCUCUAGUAAUGCUAGUUCAUCUUGUAGUAGUAGCAGCAAUGGUAGAUCGAAAAGAAGAGGCAACUCCAAAGUAGAUUUAAGCAAGUGGGUCAUAUGUCGAGUGUUCGAGCAUAGUUGUGACGACGACGACAAUGAUGAUGGGACAGAGCUUUCAUGUUUGGAUGAAGUUUUCUUAUCGUUGGACGAUUUCGAUGAAAUUAGUUUUCCAAAUUAAGGAAGAGAAAGAAAGAUACUAAUCAAGGGACCUACAAGGAGCUAAAAGGACCUAAUGUAUCUUGUUCAGUUAAUGUCAACUUUUAUAAUGUAUUUAACCAGGACAAUACUUCUUUGGUUAUCACGUAAUGACUUGCAUUAAGAAUUUGAAGUAAAAUUGUUAUAACAUUCAAGUUUAUAAUA
This is a messenger RNA of Helianthus annuus (common sunflower), 918 nucleotides long. Its product is annotated as NAC domain-containing protein 104. Lineage: Eukaryota; Viridiplantae; Streptophyta; Magnoliopsida; Asterales; Asteraceae. The record is from RefSeq and is a predicted model, not a curated record. Gene Ontology annotation, molecular function: DNA binding. The transcript is spliced from 3 exons. Gene Ontology annotation, biological process: system development; regulation of DNA-templated transcription. The coding region runs from base 140 to 736 and encodes 198 amino acids.